GGCGGCCGAUAUGUGUAAGCGAUUUGGGUAGUAGUAAUGUUUGUAGUGGUUACCAUCUGAUGUUGUGUGUAAGUGAGAGCAAUGACAGGAAAGAGCAGAAACUGGGUUCGAAUCGAAGCAGAUAUUGUGAAAGGAAGAGAAGAAGGAAACUGGAAGAAGCUUAUAGAACUUGCCGAACAUUUAAAAUCUAGGUCACCUAGCUCAGAAUGUCUGGCUCACUUCCUCAUCGGUGAAGGAAAAUUGGAAUCCUACCUCGAAGCAUUUCCUCCUGUUGAACAAAACAACAAUAAGGCACGAUCAGGAUUGUCUGAAGCAAAACGGUAUUUGUUGAGUACAGUAGGCGAGCAAGGGAAACAGGCUGGUUUCCUACUUCUUGAUGUCUUCUUACUUCUUGGAAAAACGCAUUAUGCAAUGGGUCAUUAUGAAGAGGCACUAGAUUAUUACAAUCAAGCCGAAUUGCAGUCGUUAACAGAAAAGCAUUUACCUAGUCGGAGUCUAAGAAUUGUCGCCGAAUCAUAUGCUAUUAAAGGGAUGUGCUUGGAAAAAGUUCCACCUCUUUCAUCAUCAAAGUACAAACAGGCUGAAUGGGAUGAGCAGCGAAUACAGUGUUUUGAACUAGCUGGCGAUUUAACACUAAGAUACCUGCAGGAGCAAGACAAACAGCAGCAGCAUUCAUCUACCCCAGGUUCAUAUUCACCUCAACCACCGAAUCCAGCAAAACAUAUUGGCCCUAUAUUGGAAACAGCAUUACAGAGAGCACCUAUUCUUUACAUGCAGACUGGAAAGCUUCAGUCAGCUGUUUCACGUUACAGGGUUAUGUUAAGUGCCAUAGAGACAGCCGCAACUCAGAGUCUGCGACUCACACUGACACGACGACUAGCAGAGGUGCUACUUCGUGGUGUUACUGGGAAAGUUUAUGUUAACCCAGAAAGAGACAGCAACAUUUUUCCAAAGAAGAGUAAGGGAGUUGCAGAAAGUCCAUGGAAACCUCGAAGGUACAUAGGUCAGCAUCUGUUCGUUCCCCGUACUGAAAAUGAGGAAAUAAUAUUGUUGUUAUUAAUCAGUGAGGCCAUGGCCGUCCGUGAUGCCGUUUUAAGCCAGUCGCCAGAAUUCAGGGAUGCAAGGAUACAUGCGUACAAAAAUGCUACAGCGGUGUACGAUCUUUUAACAAUAACUCUGGUACGGUGGGGGUAUAUUGACUUAGUUUAUGAGUCAUUUGAACGAGCAAUGAAGUUCUCAUUUGAAGAACCUCAUGUGUGGAUGCAGAAAGCUCUCUGUUUAAUGUCAAUGGGUCAAUACCCUCGAGCUUUAAAAGUUUUGAAGGAAGUGAUACGUCUUUUACCUACUAAGGUCCUUCCAUGUCUGUUAGCAGCUCGUAUUUGCUUUGAACACACAAACCAGUUUGCUGAAGGCCUGCAGUGGAGCUGCCAAGCCCUCUCCAGAGAGACGUCAUCACCACAAAAUCUGGCAUCCCGGUGUCAUCUCUACAUAGGCAUUGGUUACAGUCUGCAGGCAGCAAACACUACAUUAAAACAUGAGAAACAGCAACUUAUUCAGAGUGCACUUGACUCUUUUCACAGGGCACAGCAGACAGAUCCAAAUGAUCAUCUGGCGGAGUAUUACCUUGGACUUCAGUAUGCUUACAAUGGACAGUUAACAGAAGCAGUAGCACACGUGAAAUUGGCAUUGAAUUUAAAUGCUGAGCAUGUUCCUUCCCUUCAACUUCUUGUGUUACUUUUAUCGGCACACAAGCAGACUGCUGAAGCCCUGCAACUGUUGGAUGCUGUUAUACAAGAAUAUCCUGAUAACAUGAACUUGCAUUACACAAAGGCACAGCUAGAGCUACAACAUCUUGGAGGAGAGCAAGCACUCCAUACUGCUGGAAAUAUGUUGGCACUAUGGAAAAACUUGUAUGAAGAACAAAUCCAGGCAGAUGUAAUGGAACAAUCAGAUAGACGUAGUGAGACCCGUAGCGUUUUCCAGAUGUACUCAUCAGAAUUAUCUGAUAAGGACUCUAGGACUAGUUUACCAUUAUUUGGGAAAUCAGAGAUUAGCAGAGAAAACACUGAGAGAUGCUGCCAGAAUUGAUCCAUCAUCGUACCAGACAUGGUACAAUUUGGGCUGUGUUCUGGAAUCAAUGAAUGAGUUUGAUUCAGCAAGUGAUUCCAUGGCUACUGCCUUAGAAGUGGAAACAACUAAUCCAAUUUUACCAUAUUCUUCAAUACCAUUGACUUUUGAAUGACAAUUAUGAACAACAUAGAAUAUGUGAUAGGCAAUAACAUGUUAUUUUGCUGAAAUGUAUAUUACAUAAAGCUUUCCCUGACUAUUAUAUAUAAACAGUGAUGGCAUGACAAUGCUGUUGGGGAUUUUGAUAAAUGGUUUCAGCUGGUGUCAAUGUAUUUGUUUGUGAUAUAGUACAUGUAAAUCCAUUGUAAGAUGAUUAUUUUAAACAGAAUAUCCGUGACAGCUGAUGUGCUAGUGCAACACUUUGACUCAUAUCUGUCAAGGUUCAAAGCUUGCAAAACAAGUCAUAACUAUGUAGUAAAAGUACUGCAAGAAUGAUGACAGAAUUUACAAUACUGAAGUUCAUUAUGUGCUACAUUAUAGCUGGUACAAUGGUGAAAAAUUUUACUAGUUUCUUCAACUGCAUGCCAUGAAUGUCUGACUAUACCACCACUAGUAUCUCCUUUCUAGUUGUCUUAUGGGUAUUUGAAAAUAUUGUGGUGACUUCCUGAUAAAUGGAAAAGAAAGUUGUUGUGUUAAUUCGAUAUGAGAGAACUUGUUAAAUUCUCUUAAACAUAUUUUGUGUCAAACUUCUGCAGUGUACAAUACGCAAUAUUCAAUUUCCUGUCAUGUACAUGUGUACAUAGUCCUACCCAUUUUUGAAUGGGUUAUUCAGCAAGUUAUACUGUUUAUAAUACUCUGUUGAUUGUAUGUACAGUUAUUUAUUCCUAUAAAUUAUAUGUAAAAUAAUCUGCUGUUUUGUUUACAACUUGUUUGUAAAAGUAUAAAAAUUGUUG
Schistocerca serialis cubense is the source of this 3020-nucleotide messenger RNA. Its product is annotated as tetratricopeptide repeat protein 7B-like. Gene Ontology annotation, biological process: phosphatidylinositol phosphate biosynthetic process; protein localization to plasma membrane. The record is from RefSeq and is a predicted model, not a curated record. Gene Ontology annotation, cellular component: plasma membrane. NCBI's taxonomy places the organism in Eukaryota, Metazoa, Arthropoda, Insecta, Orthoptera, Acrididae. Gene Ontology annotation, molecular function: protein binding.